Molecule: messenger RNA, 309 nt
Organism: Microtus ochrogaster (prairie vole)
Lineage: Eukaryota; Metazoa; Chordata; Mammalia; Rodentia; Cricetidae
Product: tubulin alpha chain
Exons: 2
Coding region: 1-309 (102 amino acids)
Biological process (GO): microtubule-based process
Cellular component (GO): microtubule
Molecular function (GO): structural constituent of cytoskeleton; GTP binding
Source: RefSeq, a predicted model, not a curated record
AUGGCAAAGGAGGUGGGUAUCAACUACCAGCCCCCCACCGUGGUGCCUGGGGGAGACCUGGCCAAGGUGCAGAGGGCCGUGUGCAUGCUGAGCAACACCACUGCCAUCGCAGAGGCCUGGGCCCGCCUGGACCACAAGUUUGACCUCAUGUACGCCAAGCGGGCCUUCGUGCACUGGUAUGUGGGAGAAGGCAUGGAGGAAGGGGAGUUCUCAGAGGCCCGGGAGGACCUGGCAGCGCUGGAGAAGGAUUAUGAAGAGGUGGGCGUGGAUUCCGUGGAAGCAGAGGCAGAGGAAGGGGAAGAAUACUGA